AUGGCCAGCUGUCAAGCUCUAAAAUACAUCGCAGUUGUAUAUAAUGUUUUUUUAUGGAUUGCUGGAGUUUUCUUAUUGAUACUUGGUGCUUUGAUUGUUCUCGAUCCAUCCGCUGCUGAUUUCUUCUCUUUAUACUCUGCUCAUGCAAAUUCUUUCCGAUUAGUCGGAUGGUUAGUAUUGGCAGCCGGAACCAUUCUAACAUUCACAGGCUUUUGUGGCUAUUGUGGAGCAUGGAAGGAUAACAAAUGUUGUUUGCUUUUAUUCUUCGCUGUGUUGCUGUUUGUCUUUUCCCUUGAGCUGACAGCUGCUGUUCUUGCCAACACCAAACAAGAACGUAUCCGAUCUUAUGUUGAGGAUAGCAUGUAUGACGCCAUUCGUACGAAGUAUGCCCAUGAUUCUGCUUAUAAGGCUGCCAUUGACAAAAUUCAAACCGAGAUGAAAUGCUGUGGAGUACGCACUUAUAAGGAUUGGUUGGAAGCCAGUUGGGAAAAAGCUGGCAAAGGUUCCGGUGAUUCCACAAGUGAAUUCCGUACUGAACACGGUAUCGGUGCUUUAGGUGGAAGAGUUCCUGGAAAAGAAAAUGGAAGAGUACCUUUUUCGUGCUGUAAUGAAAAUGGCCUUCUGCAAUAUCCCGGAAAUUGCGGUGUUUCCUUUUAUCAGGCACCUCUAGAUUCAUAUGCUGACUUCCUCAAUGACAAGGGAUGCUCUGACGCACUUUAUGAUAUGGCAUAUAGCUAUCUCGAUUGGGUCAUUGGAGGAUGCGUUUUGAUUGGAAUUCUCCAAUUGAUCGGAAUGGUUUUAGCAGCUGUAUUGAUCUGUUGCAGACAUGGAACUAGUAAAAACUAUUAA
Auanema sp. JU1783 is the source of this 849-nucleotide messenger RNA. The record is from the annotation of a GenBank genome assembly. Lineage: Eukaryota; Metazoa; Nematoda; Chromadorea; Rhabditida; Rhabditidae.